AUGAGCGCCCUUCUAGAGCAGAAGGAGCAGCAGGAGAGGCUGCGAGAGGCCGCGGCCUUGGGGGACAUUCGGGAGGUGCAGAAACUGGUGGAGAGCGGGGUGGAUGUGAACUCCCAAAAUGAGGUCAACGGCUGGACCUGCUUGCACUGGGCAUGUAAACGCAAUCAUGGCCAGGUCGUCUCUUACCUGUUGAAGUCUGGAGCUGACAAAGAGAUUCUGACCACGAAAGGAGAAGUGCCAGCCCAGCUGACAUCAAGGAGGGAAAUCAGGAAGAUCAUGGGAGUGGAAGAUGAUGAUGAUGAUGAUGACAGCCUUCCCCAGCUGAAGAAGGAGUCAGAACUGCCCUUUGUUCCCAACUAUUUGGCCAACCCACCCUUCCCUUUUAUAUAUACUACUGCAGCAGAAGAUUCAGCCCAACUGCAGAAUGGGGGCUCCUCCACCCCGCCUGCUUCGCCCCCUGCAGAGGGCACGCCCCCAUUGCUCCCUGCUGGGGAACCUCCCCUCUUAGGGGCAUUUUCUCGGGACCACACUUCUUUGGCACUAGUUCAGAAUGGGGAUGUGUCAGCCCCCUCUGCCAUACUCAGAACACCAGAAAGCACAAAACCAGGUCCUGUCUGUCAGCCACCCAUGAGUCAGAGCCGUUCCCUAUUUCCUUCUGUCCCAACCAAGCCACCAGUGUCUCUGGAGCCUCAAAAUGGGACAUAUUCAGGACCGGCACCAGCAUUCCAGCCAUUUUUCUUCACUGGAGCAUUUCCUUUUAAUAUGCAAGAACUGGUACUCAAGGUAAGGAUUCAGAACCCAUCUCUUCGAGAAAAUGAUUUCAUUGAAAUUGAACUGGACCGGCAAGAGCUCACCUACCAGGAAUUGCUCAGAGUGAGUUGCUGUGAGCUGGGCGUUAAUCCAGAUCAAGUGGAGAAGAUCAGAAAGUUACCCAAUACCCUGGUAAGAAAGGACAAAGAUGUUGCCCGACUCCAAGAUUUCCAAGAGCUAGAACUGGUUCUAAUGAUAAGUGAAAAUAAUUUUCUGUUUCGAAAUGCUGCAUCCACACUGACUGAAAGGCCUUGCUACAACAGGAGAGCUUCAAAACUGACUUACUGA
Molecule: messenger RNA, 1098 nt
Organism: Elephantulus edwardii (Cape elephant shrew)
Lineage: Eukaryota; Metazoa; Chordata; Mammalia; Macroscelidea; Macroscelididae
Gene: ANKRD40
Product: ankyrin repeat domain 40
Exons: 5
Coding region: 1-1098 (365 amino acids)
Molecular function (GO): protein binding
Source: RefSeq, a predicted model, not a curated record